Molecule: messenger RNA, 945 nt
Organism: Nicotiana tabacum (common tobacco)
Lineage: Eukaryota; Viridiplantae; Streptophyta; Magnoliopsida; Solanales; Solanaceae
Source: RefSeq, a predicted model, not a curated record
AUGAAGUCCUGGGGAUCCUCAUUUCGCUCACACCCAAAGACAGGAGGGUGUAGCCUAGUCCAUCUAUCCAAUAGCUUUUGUGGUUCGCUGGCUGCAGCUGGUCUGGGCUCAGGUGCGGGCCAAGGCCAGGCUGCUUCCUCUCGCUUCUGCGCUCAGACGAUCGCGCCAGCGGACUUGUCCGCUCCUGUGAUGGCUACCUUCGCAGGUGCGGUCUCUGGUCCACUUCUGCGGUCACUGGCCACCCCUUUGCUGGUCCGCUUCUACGGCUCGUGGCUCGCACCUGCGACUGGCCAAGCGCAGGCUUCAGUCUUGAGCUCAGUUCUUGAUUGUUAUUGCAAUAAAGGUUUGUUAUUUGAAGGUCUUCAAGUUUACAGAAAAGUUAGAGAAUAUAGGUAUUUUAUAUCUACUGAUAGUUGCAAUGCAUUGCUCAAUUUGCUGUAUAGAAAGAAUGAGCUAAGAUUGGCUUGGUGUUAUUAUGGUUCUAUAAUUAAGAAUUGUGUUCAGGAGAAUGUGUUUACUUGGUCGUUAAUUGCUCAGAUGCUUUGUAAAUAUGGGAAAUUUGAGCAAAUUGUUUCUAUUAUAGAUAAGGGUUUAUGUACUCAUGUUAUGUACAAUAUACUUAUAGACUGUUACUCCAAAAGAGGGGAUUUUGAAGCUGCAUUUAUAUAUUUAAAUAAUAUGUAUAGGAAAUCUGUUGAUCCUACCUUUAGUACUUUUAGCUCAAUUCUUGAUGGUACUUACAAAUAUCAAAAUGCCGAAGUGAUUGUCUCAUUGAUGAGUUCCAUGGUAGAGAAAGGACAUUUUUCAAAAGUUAUGUUGCCCAAUUACAGUUCUAUAAUUCAGAAGCUCUCUGAUUUGGGAAAAACAUAUGCAGCUGAAUUAUUUUUCAGGGAAGCUUCUGAAAAAAGAUUGAACUGCAAGAUAACACCUAUGGCUCUAUGCUGA